AUGACAUAAUUAAAAGAUUUUGAAAUAAUAAAUACAUUGGGUGAAGGUUCAUAUUCUUAAGUUUAUAAAGUUAAAAGAAAAUCAGACAGCCAAAUAUAUGCUAUGAAAAAAGUAUAAAUGAACUAAUUAAAAUAGAAAGAAAAGUAAAAUGCAUUAAACGAAGUUCGAAUAUUAGCUUCAAUAAGUAAUAAGCAUAUAAUAAAUUACAAAGAAGCAUUUAUAGACGAGCCAAGUCAACUUCUUUGUAUAAUAAUGGAAUAUGCUGAAUUCGGGGAUUUACAAGGAAUGAUAAACACUCAUAUAAAAAAUAAGACUUAUUUCUAAGAAUAAUAAAUUUGGGGCAUAAUAGUAGAUUUAACAAAAGGUUUAAAAGCAUUACAUGAUAUGAAUAUUUUGCAUAGAGAUUUAAAAAGUGCAAAUAUUUUUAUUACAAAAGAUAAAAUAUAUAAAUUAGGUGAUCUUAAUGUUUCUAAAGUAGCUAAAAAUGGAUUUGUAAAUACUUAAACAGGAACACCGUAUUAUGCAUCGCCUGAAGUUUGGAGAGAUGAGCCUUAUAAUAGCAAAAGUGAUAUUUGGUCUUUGGGCUGUGUAUUAUAUGAAGCUUGUGCUUAAAGACCUCCUUUUACAGCAAACGAUAUGGAAGGAUUAUUUAAUAAAAUUUAAAAAGGUAGAUUUGACAGAAUUCCUUUUAGGUUAACUUCGUGGAAUGCUUCCAAAUUCAAAAUAUGA
This is a messenger RNA of Ichthyophthirius multifiliis, 729 nucleotides long. RefSeq names its product protein kinase domain protein. Gene Ontology annotation, biological process: protein phosphorylation. NCBI's taxonomy places the organism in Eukaryota, Ciliophora, Oligohymenophorea, Hymenostomatida. Gene Ontology annotation, molecular function: protein kinase activity; ATP binding. The transcript has 3 exons. The record is from RefSeq and is a predicted model, not a curated record.